UCUGAUGACGAAACACACAUCGGAAGUAGAAACUGGCUAGAAAGAAAUUCCACAAAUAAUUUCAUUCAUUCCAUUUCGGCAAUUCUGGAUUUCCUUUGAAACUCCAGAGGUUUUGCAGGUUUAGCAAAUAAUGGCCAAUUCAGUCGAGGAAGAAAGUAUAGAAAAGUUUAAACAAUGGUUAUUCCUCUAUAGAGAUGAUGGUGCCUACAAAGUGGUCUCCAAAACAUUUAGUCGAGAAAAGGCAUUGUGUGUGACCCAGCUAUUGGCAGAUGGACAUGGGAAAGAGGUUUUAUCCCUGUUAGAAAGUUGCAGCUCAUCCCCAGCCUUAAUAGACAGGGAACCAUUGUUAUUUGCAUAUGCUCUCUGCUGUAAAUCCACAGACAAAAACACAAAGAAACAAGCAGAACAGAUAUGUGAUAAAAUUUGUAAAACUCCUUGUGACUUGUUUCAGUUGUUCAAAUUUCAUAAAACUCUGUCCACAACAAAGAGCUGGGGAAGAUACUUCAAGAGAUUGAUUAGCACCUGGUACCACAACCAAGAUCCAUAUCAACUGGCCCGCAAUGUCAGCAAAGAGGUUAGCUUCUUGGGAUGGUCACAUAGGGAUGCUCUUCGAAUGGGACACCUCAAGCCCAAGACAGAUGAAAUGGACCUCAUCUUUAAGUAUCUAGUCCUAGGCCUGGCCGAGACCAAGAAGUCGUUUGGGAAGUCUGACAAGGAGAGCGUUCGGAAACUCCUGGAAUUUCUCUCAGCUGUAGACAUUGCCAAACACAAGGAGGACAUUCCACAAGUCGCGAAGCUUGUAGAACUCCAUCAUCUGAAAAAGGACCAUCUACGGACAGUUUUACUGAAGGAAAAGGAGAUAUGGACAGCUCUGUUGAAAGAGAUGACAGUACAAGAAAUACUGGAAAAUAUUGGACAGCUGGCAAAUAUAGGAUAUCUAGACGAGGCCUGUGACGGGAGCCAGACAGUGGUGGACAAGCUUAUGAAUGAAUCCUUACUAAAAGAACAAAACAUCCAGCCAUUUGAUGUUAUUAUUGCUUCCAACUACUACAAAGAGGGAAGGAAAAAGGGUGCUACGUGGCAACACAAUAGCAAAGUAAUCAAAGCAUUGGAUUCUGCACUUGACUACACUUUGAAGAACAACCUAAAGUCCACAGGUAAACGUUGUGUUGUUGCAAUACGAGUUGGAAUCAACAGAAACAAGUCCACAGUGCGAGGCACGAUGACUCUGUCCACAACUGCUGCAGCUGCUGGGGUUGCCAUGGUGAUCACUAGGGGCGAGGAGAAAUCUGACGUUGUCUUCUUCACAGACACUGUCACCCCACUGACUGUUACCAAGGAAACCAAAUUAACUGACAUGAAAAAUGAAAUUAAAGAGCAAGUCAAGAAAGCUAACGAGAAAGAGGAGGAUGAUCCAGAACCAGAGUUUGGUAGUGAUGGCGAGGAACUGGAUAUCUUUGUAGGGGCGCCCCCAGAACCAUGUGACCUGGUUGCUCCAAUCCAGUGGGCCACCAGCCAGAAGAAAGAUGUGGAUGUCUUCAUUCUAGUGACUGAUGCCAACAAAAGCACUGGCUCCCAGAAUUUAGGGGAAGCUAUUGCACAGUACAGAAAGGAAAGAAAUCUACCGAAUACGAAGCUGGUAACUAUUGGUUUAACAAAUUCCAACAUGAAGUUUGCCAAUCUGGGAGACCAAAACAUGCUGGAUGUAUCAGGGUUUGAUGCCAAAGUCCCAAAAGUGAUUCAAACUUUCUUGUCAGAAGCCUACUGAAAUGUGUUCUGUUGACAGACUCCCUGUAGAUGACUGUGUCCUCAUGCUUGUGGUGAAACAUGGACGUAUUACAUUGACCAUGGAUGGCAUAGAUUGUUUUCUGGAUUAGGUAUUGUUUAUUUACCAAGAAUUGGGGUUAUGGUUUGAAGAAUUAAAAAUAAAUGAAGGGAUUAUGGAAAGACUUUGAUUGCUGUAAAUUAGUAGAUUACUUACAGUGCUAUAUGAUGUCAAGCAUAUCUUAAAUCAUCAGACAUGUUGGAAUUGCUUUUAUUUGUGAAACAUUGUGUGACGUUAAAUUUAAUGGGGCUUUUUAAUUCAUUGUCUGUCUUAAUUGGUGUUGUACGCCAAGAGGACAAAGGCCUCUUCCUCUGUUGUGAACAGUUUUUUUUUUGUAAGGGCUAAUAAUAACUGUUUUGUGCAAUAAACAAAGGCUCUGAAGUUCAACAGAAACAGAUAUACAGUAUGUUGUGCUUGCUACUCCCCUGAAACCAAAACUCACUUUUUCUUGCCUUUCUCAUCGAUAUCAUCCUAUAUGUGAUGUAACACUUGCCAAGUUUGAGAUUUUUUGUGGAAAUUUGAAAAAAUAAAGAAUCGCUUAUUAAUUCAGUCCAUAUCUUAUAUUUAUGCUUAAAUUUUUAACAAGGAUUUCUUUUUCAUAUACUUGUAACAGCUAGCCCCAAGCAGUUGAUUUUGGAAAAAUGGUGCUGGGCUUUAGAACAUAUCUUUAAACACUUACAUUGUUUAGAUUUACUGGAAUAUUUUUUUAUAGGGGUAUUUUGGAUAAAAAAAAAAGACUUAGCAUUUAUUGUAUUAAAUGUGUAUAUUCACAUAUUAGUAGAAAGGGUAGAGUUAAAAUGAAGUUAAGUGUAGACAAACUCUGAAUUGGAUUCCCAUGUAGGGAUUAUUUAAUAUAAUUUAGAAUUAUUUAAUGUAAUACCCAUAAGAAAUAUUUAAAAAUAUGUGUGUGAUGCCUUAAUUUACCUCAUUUUAUACUUUUAUAUAUAUUGUAGUGUUGUGGUAUAAUUUAUUGAAAUAAAUCAUGUUACGUACAACCUGUAUGUCUAUACAAUACAUAUAUCAAACAAAAAUGUUAUGGCAACAUACUCUAUACAUAUAACAAACAAAAAUGUUAAAAUGGCAACAAAUAAUUUUACAAGAUUCUUGAAGGUUUUUAAAAAGGGAAAAGUUAAGAGCACUUACAGAUGAAUAGUAUUGUGGCAUGUAUUACAUGUAAUUCCAUUUUCUUUUUGAACAAUAUAUAAUUUAGUCAUUUACAAUAUGUAAACAAAAUGCUUUUAUAAUUUUUUUGAAAUGGAGUUUCAAAGAAAGCACUAUUUUUUGUCUUUUAUAUUUUUUCAGAUACAUGUACUGUAAAUCAUUAAAUUUUCUCUGAAUAACUUGUUUUAGUGAGAU
Molecule: messenger RNA, 3181 nt
Organism: Saccostrea cuccullata (small rock oyster)
Lineage: Eukaryota; Metazoa; Mollusca; Bivalvia; Ostreida; Ostreidae
Product: RNA-binding protein RO60-like
Exons: 9
Coding region: 131-1768 (545 amino acids)
Cellular component (GO): ribonucleoprotein complex
Molecular function (GO): RNA binding
Source: RefSeq, a predicted model, not a curated record